This is a messenger RNA of Magallana angulata, 2746 nucleotides long. RefSeq names its product zinc transporter 5-like. Gene Ontology annotation, cellular component: Golgi apparatus; membrane. Bases 91 to 2385 code for a protein of 764 amino acids. Gene Ontology annotation, molecular function: zinc ion transmembrane transporter activity. Gene Ontology annotation, biological process: zinc ion transport; intracellular zinc ion homeostasis; transmembrane transport. The record is from RefSeq and is a predicted model, not a curated record. NCBI's taxonomy places the organism in Eukaryota, Metazoa, Mollusca, Bivalvia, Ostreida, Ostreidae. The transcript has 17 exons.
UUGAAUGAAGAUGAGAUACUUCCGGAAUGUAAACGAUGCAUUUCCCCACGUAACAUAAAUACAAAAAUUUAAUAAGACUGCAGUUAUACCAUGUCGGAAACAAACUACCAUGGCAGUUUACUUCCAAAACACGCAAUAUAUCAUUCAUCAGGAAUAUUUCCUAUUAAAUCAAAUCAACAUUUCAAUCAAUGUUUGUCUGUGUAUUUGAUUCUGCUGGUAGCUGCCAAGUUUCUGCGAGCUGUAGGUCUCUUUGUCUCCUAUGACUUACUCAAAGUCAUACCAGUUGUACAGUUCCUGUUCCUCAUUAAGUUCUGGAGUUCCCUGCCCUUGCUAGUUCUUCAGAAACCAUUUUCCUCUGGAAAGAGAUUAAGUAAUAAUCAGUACUUUCGUAUUUUCCGCCAUGCCUUCAUUGGUGCAUUCAUUGGUUUGCUGUGGCUCUUUGGCCUCACUCUCUGUGGUCCUCUGAGGACCAUCCUUCUAUUUGAACACAGCGAUCUUGUGAUAAUUGCUGGUGCCAGUGCCCUCUUCACAAACAAUGGGGGAGGACCAGCAAAGACGAGAGGUGCCAUAUUUUUCCUGGUUGCAGUGAUCACUCUGCUUCUGUUUGACCAUGAUGAGAAGUUAGAUCACUUGGGUGACCAUGAACCAAAGGACAAGCAUCAUUCAAUAUUUUCACAUCUGUUUUAUCACACAGUCAAUUUCAUUGGCUGGUCGGACCACAAGGGAGGAGUGGUUCUGCUUGCCAUAACUCUGUGUAUGCAGGUCGGGUAUAACAGUGCCUCUCGUAAACUGUCCGUAGAUGUGGGUGGGGCAAAGAAGCUUCAUGCCCUCUCUUCACUAGUCCAGGCCACAGUUCUCUUCCCCUGGGCAACCUUCAUUUAUUUUACGAAAGAGUCUGAGGUGGAGUCUUGGUUGUAUUUAGUCAUACCCAUGGGAUUGGUGAUUCUGUUUGUGUUUCUGCUUGACUUUUACAUUGAGGCGGUAGCCUCUAACCAUCUACAAGGUCCCCGCACUGCUGUGUAUGGAACGUAUGCUAUAUUUAUCAGUGCUCUGUUGCUAGGAGUAACAUGGAACCAUCCGAUGGUGUCAUGGAUCACCACGGUAACCAAAGACAUCAUCACAGAAGACCAUGUCUUGUCAGGGGGCGUUAUUUUUAGCUUGAUGACAUUCAUUUUAGCCACCAGUAUGUUAGGAUGGCCAGGCCGCAGUAGUAAGGCGGGUAGUUUUAUUGGAUACUCACCGUCUGGUCAGCCUCUAUACAGCUUCAACACUGACGCCUUCGCGCGAACCUCACACUCCAUAGCCACUGUGAUGAAAAACGGUUUAAGGCAGAUCCUAGAAGAGUCAGACUCCAGAAAAAUAUUUUAUUUCUUGUGCAUUAACUUGAUGUUUACUUUUGUGGAGUUGAUUUAUGGGGUAUGGACUAACAGUCUGGGUCUGAUCUCUGACGGAUUCCACAUGCUGUUUGACUGCUCAGCUCUAGUGAUGGGACUUUAUGCUGCAAUCAUGAGUAGAUGGAAACCUACUCGAAUAUUUUCAUAUGGCUAUGACAGAGUGGAAGUUCUCUCUGGCUUCAUCAAUGGAUUGUUUCUGGUGGUUAUUGGUAUCUUUGUCUUCACGGAGGCCCUUGGGCGAUUAGUGGAACCCCCUGUAGUAUCCACAGAGAGACUUCUGACUGUGUCAGUAUUAGGGUUGCUAGUCAAUUUAUUUGGAAUUGUUGCAUUCCGAAGUUCACAUUCUCAUGGGCACGGAGGUCACGGACACAGUCAUGGUGGAGGUCAUGGUCAUAGUCAUGGCGGAGGUCAUAACCAUGGACACAGUCAUGGAGGUGAAGGUCAUCAGGAUAGAAAUGCAAACAUGGAAGGUGUAUUUCUACAUGUCUUGGCCGAUACUCUGGGCAGUGUUGGGGUCAUAAUAUCCUCACUCCUGAUAGAGAAUUUUGGUUGGAACAUCGCCGACCCCAUCUGCUCUCUGUUCAUUGCCACCAUGAUACUCCUGAGUGUGUUUCCUUUAUUGAGGGAAACCUCCACUAUCCUCCUACUGCGUACGCCGUCCAAUCUAGAGGCGGAGAUCCCAGACGUACUACAGAAGAUUAUGUCCCUUGAUGGAGUAUUAACCUAUCGACAUCCACACAUCUGGAACCAUACCUCCUCAAAGAUCCAUGGUACUCUGCAUGUACAGGUGUCUACAGAAGUCAGUGAACAAAAGAUUGUAGCUCAGGUAACCAACAUAUUAAAAGAACACAGUGUGUCAAACUUAGUGGUUCAGGUAGAGAAGGAGACAUAUUUCUAUCACCUGUCUGGACUCGGUGCUAGUUUUGAUCAAAUGACAGACUUUGGAACAAAACGUGAACAGUUCACAGUGGAGUCAAUCAAAGCCAUAUGAGUAAGCCAUACCAUGAAAUCAUUGGGAGAAACCGCAUGAUAAACUAAGAAGACAUUGAAGCAGAAGGAACCCAGAGCCAUGAGCUACAUACAUGUAGAGCGGAACAAAUGAUUGGGAGUAUUGAGUGAGUGGAUCAGAGUGAGUCAGACAUUUUGGUGAGAGGGUUGUCAGCUUUGUACUAUCAACACAUUGUGAUAUGCUGUAUUUUCUUGUUUUUUUUUUUUUUAUUUUUGCCACUCUUGUUAUUCUUUUAUUAUAAUAAGGAAGUGGCAAUCGCAAAUAAAACAUUUCAAUAAAAAAAAUUGGAUAUUUCCUUCUUGGCAAACAGAUAAACUUGAGCAUGUGAUAGAAUACAAUAUGU